GCAGUUGAGUGCCCAUUGAUGCAUCUAGGCCGAGCAAGUAGAGCACAGGUAUUGUCGAAUGCCAUUGCAGGAGCCAGAAUGGCGAACGACAAGGAUCCCCUGGGAAAGCUGAAGGAUCUAGCAGAGCUCAAAGACCAACUCGAGGAGAUCCAGAAAAGAGUGGAGAACGAAGUUCAGGCUGGGAUUCCGCAGGGCGGCUCACUCUUAGCCUCUCCGUUCCUGAAGGGGUUCUUGGCGGGAUAUGUGGUGUCCAAACUCCGCGCUUCUGCCAUUUUGGGAGUCGCCUUGGGAACGCUCACAGGCAUCUACGCUGCCCAAAACUAUCAGGUGCCCAACAUUGAGGGAACCAUAAAGGACUACAUAAACUCUUUAAAGAAAGGCCCUGGUAAUUAACAGAGCAAGAGGGAGGUAAUCUUGCACCUGAGCAGAAUCAUGACUGAAGAAGAACUGACUCCAUUGCUGCUUAGUGUCCUUUUAGUGGAGUUUCAUAUUUAUGCUUGGUUCCCUGCUCUCUGCCUGCACCUUCUCCAGAAUACAGGACUAAAUAGACGUGAGUGAGUGAGUAUCAACGAGAAACAAACCUGUGACUAAGUUACACAGAUGAGAGAUGAGAGUUUCAUAAAUGUAGAAGCUCUUAAGUUCAUAUCAUCUCUCGAUGCUGAAAGCCUUUUCUGUUGAUUAUUGUAUUGCACUG
Messenger RNA from Colossoma macropomum (tambaqui), 694 nucleotides. RefSeq names its product SLC35A4 upstream open reading frame protein-like. Lineage: Eukaryota; Metazoa; Chordata; Actinopteri; Characiformes; Serrasalmidae. The transcript has 3 exons. The record is from RefSeq and is a predicted model, not a curated record. Bases 19 to 393 code for a protein of 124 amino acids.